Messenger RNA from Bufo gargarizans (Asiatic toad), 1050 nucleotides. RefSeq names its product beta-1,3-glucuronyltransferase 2 (gene B3GAT2). Gene Ontology annotation, cellular component: Golgi membrane. The record is from RefSeq and is a predicted model, not a curated record. Lineage: Eukaryota; Metazoa; Chordata; Amphibia; Anura; Bufonidae. Gene Ontology annotation, molecular function: galactosylgalactosylxylosylprotein 3-beta-glucuronosyltransferase activity. The transcript is spliced from 4 exons. Bases 1 to 1050 code for a protein of 349 amino acids. Gene Ontology annotation, biological process: carbohydrate metabolic process; chondroitin sulfate proteoglycan biosynthetic process.
AUGAAGUCUGUUUUCUACAGUCGCUUCUUCAUCCUUCUUCCUUGGGUAUUGAUUGUUGUUAUUAUUAUUGAUAUUGAUACCAGGAGACCUUCUAAUACCAACAGAGUACCCAUCACCCGCCACUAUUCUCCAUACUGGAAACAUAGGAUUGGUCGGGCAGCUUUGAUGAGACUCCAGCCAAGCGACAUCAGCAUGGCUUCAUGGCCCACCAAUCAAGAACAGUUGACUAGCUCUGAUAAUCAGUGGGCAAACAACAAUACUAUGCCCAUUAUAUAUGCCAUCACCCCUACUUACAGCCGACCUGUACAGAAGGCAGAACUUACUCGCCUAGCCAACACAUUCCGUCAGGUUCCUCGUUUACAUUGGAUAGUAGUAGAGGACUCACCACAUCCUACAGAUUUAGUCAGCCGUUUUUUGGCUGGGGCAGGUUUAAGGGCCACUCACUUGCAUGUACCCACACCAAGGAGAUAUAAACGAUCUGGUUCACCUCGAGCUACAGAACAGAGGAAUGCCGGAUUGGCUUGGCUUAGACAGCAGUACCAACCCAAGACUCAUCAUCAUCCUCAGCGAUCGGAAGUCCAGAAGUCACCUGUACAACAGGAGCACCCUGCAGGCAUUGUCUUCUUUGCUGAUGAUGAUAACACUUACAGUCUGGAGCUAUUCCAGGAGAUGCGCACAACUCAGAAAGUCUCAGUAUGGCCAGUGGGCCUUGUUGGUGGGCGACGGUAUGAACGUCCCGUUGUUGAAAAUGGAAAAGUUGUGGGUUGGUACACUGGAUGGCGAGCAGACAGACCUUUUGCCAUUGACAUGGCAGGGUUUGCUGUGAGUCUUCAAGUGAUUCUUUCAAGUCCUAAAGCUGUGUUUAAACGCCGAGGCUCCCAGCCAGGAAUGCAGGAAUCCGAUUUUUUAAAACAGAUCACGACAGUACAAGAACUGGAGCCCAAAGCAAACAACUGCACCAAGGUUCUUGUGUGGCACACUCGAACAGAAAAGGUCAACCUAGCAAAUGAGCCCAAGCGUCUUCAGGAUACAAUUAAAAUUGAGGUAUGA